Molecule: messenger RNA, 1125 nt
Organism: Hypomesus transpacificus
Lineage: Eukaryota; Metazoa; Chordata; Actinopteri; Osmeriformes; Osmeridae
Gene: cenpo
Product: centromere protein O
Exons: 6
Coding region: 184-951 (255 amino acids)
Cellular component (GO): kinetochore; Mis6-Sim4 complex
Source: RefSeq, a predicted model, not a curated record
UUGUUUUGAUUUAGCUUCCGGGUUGGUGGUCCUGCCGCCAAAUUGAAAUGAGCAAUACUUUUUAGUUGGCAGAUUAGAAUGUGUCUUGUCUGCUAGUGAUCCGUCUCUUUUGUCUGGCUUUGGCAAAUACGUAGCCUACAGUCACAAUCUUGUUGCAGACGACAAAGGCGUCUUAACAAAGAGAUGCAGGCGAACAACCAUAGACAUAAUAAAGGGGCAGAGCCACUGCAUAACCAGAGAGACAGACAGAAAACAAAGAUCGAAGUAAACAGGAUGAGAGAUCGAAUGGACAAAGUAUCUCCCUUUGAUGGAGCGAUAGAUGAUGACCCUGAAAACACUCAACUUCUGCAGCUGAUGGCUCGACAUUCUCAACUUAAGGAUCUGCUUCAAGCUCAUCACCUCAUCGGUGGCUAUGAUGUCACACAGACUCGUAACGGUAAAGGAGUGUGUGUGUCACUAGCCACGUCCUACGAGGGGGUCUAUCUUGAGACGUACAACCUGGAUGUGGACCUCUCUGCAUCCAUGAAGAUUUGCCGUCACAACAUUCCCCCCUUCAUUCCCCUGGAGAGACUGUCCGAGCAGAGCCACCUGCAGACGGACGUAAGGGCUUUCCUGGACAUCCUCAGCCAGCACCUCAACGCCUACGUGGGCCGCAAGCAGCAGCUUAACAUCGUAAAGAAGUUCCACAAGUCUGUUGAGGUAAUGGAGAGCAACGCACCGUGUACUGUACUAGUGUUGAUGUUGACGGUGCCUGAAGAUGCUCCUCAGGCUUUGCUCUGUUCCCUGGAGUAUGGAGACCUGACACGGUGCCUGCCAACACACGCCAGUGUAGAGGCUGAAGACAAGGUGCUGCCUGAUUCUCUGCAACUGGAGAAAUACCGUGCCCUUCUCUUGGAGUUCCCUGUCCACACAGCCUUGCAGACCAUGCAAAAAAUGGGAAUGAUCCUUUAAUCACAACCCAUCUGUUUGUUUGUUACAUAAGUUUGUUUAUUUCAAAAAUUCUGCUUAAACACGUCAGAAAAGUGUUGCAUGCCACAAUGUGUAUAGGCAAGGACCACAUCAGACAACUUACUGAAUAUAUUGUACACGGUUGUGUUAUAAUAAAGGAUAAAUCUGUUAAACCUG